CACAGCUAACACAUCUCGGCAACUUCCUCAUUCACUGACUGGUCUUAGAUGUGACUUCAGAGCAAGCUUCUUCAAUAAGAGCGAAAACUGACAGCCACAACACACACGUAAAAACAAAAAAGGCAUCGGCCACGGAGGCGGAGAGCAACCGGUCUGCACCUUCUCGUCCUGAUGAAGUGACACAGCUGGAACCCGUGCGGACGUUUCUGGAGCGGAAGACACUUGGUGGGGCUGAGCGGGACUGAGGUGGUCAGGUAGAAAAGCUGCUUGGACUCCGCUGCCAGCAUGCUCCGGCAGUCUCUGAGCAUCCUGAAGCAGCUCGGCUCCGCGGCAAAGUCACAAGAUGCCACUGAACUUCUACACGAGGACCUGGUCAUGGUGGAGCAGCGGGUGGAACCGGCCAGAAAGGCCGCUCAGGUCCUUCACAAGAAGCUGCAGGGCUGCAUGCAGAGUCAGCCAGGGCUGGAGGCUGAAAAACGAAUGAAAAAGCUCCCUCUGAUGCUGCUGUCUGUCAGCAUGGCAGAGAGCCUCAAAGACUUUGAUGGAAUGUCCCCUAUCAGGAGGGUGUUGGAGAUGUGCUGUUUCAUGGAGAAGAUGCUGGCCAACAUGUUGGCCGACUUUGAGAUGAAACUGGAGAAGGAAGUCCUGGAGCCGCUCAACAAGCUCAGCGAGGAUGAUUUACCAGAGAUCCUCAAGAACAAGAAGCAAUUUGCAAAGCUCACUACAGACUGGAACAACGCAAGAAUCAGGAGCCAGGCCAGCACUGGUCCCCAGGCAAAGCAGGAUGGGCUUCGGGAGGAAGUGGAAGAAGCUUGGAGGAAGUUGGAGAGCAUCAAGGACCAGUACUCUGCAAAUCUGUAUCACUUUGCGACUAAAGAAGAUGACUACGCUAACUACUUCAUUCGUCUUCUGGAGCUGCAAGCGGACUACCACAAAUAUUCACACGAGUUCCUGGACAAAAACAUCAAUGAGCUCAAAGAUAAUCACAAUCAAAAAGGGCCAGCGCUAAGCCUCUCUAAACAGAAGGUCUACGGGGAGCCUCUGCUGUCUCAUCUGUCUCAAAGCAACAGAGAAAUCGCUGCACCCAUCCAGGAGUGUAUUCACAUGCUACUGAGAACGGGAAUGGGAGAGGAGGGUCUGUUUCGUCUAACAGCGGCAGCCUCAGUGGUGAAGCGGCUGAAGACCUGUCUGGAUCAAGGAACGUUGGACCACAGCGAGUUCAGCAUUGACCCUCACGCCGUGGCCGGAGCUUUGAAGUGUUAUCUUCGAGAACUGCCUGAACCUCUUAUGACCUUUGAACUCUACAAUGACUGGUUCAAAGCAGCAGGGGAAAAAGACUUGACAGAGAAGCUAGAGCAGUUCAGAGUACUGCUGAAGAAACUGCCACCUGAAAACUACAACAACCUCAGGUACCUGGUCCAGUUCUUGUCUCUCUUGUCGGAGCAGCAGGCUGUGAACAAGAUGACGCCCAGUAACAUUGCCAUCGUCCUGGGGCCCAACCUGCUCUGGCCGCGAGCAGAAGGGGAAGCUGCUCUGUUUGACAUGGCGGCAGCUUCUUCAGUCCAGGUUGUCACUGUCAUUGAGCCUCUCAUUCAGUGCAGCUCCAGACUCUUCCCUGAAGCUGUAUCUUUUGAGAUCGCAGACCUCCCUGAGGUCCCGGAUGUGACCCUUCCUGCUCCUGUUGCCCAGUCUCUGAACUCAGAAAAGGAGAAACUGAGCAGAUCCGUCUCCUCCUCUUCGGCCAUAGCCUCCUCCUGCUCCUCUAAUCAACUCCCUCUCUCCCAGAUGAACAGCACAGCCUCUCAGGACGGUGGUGUCUUCUUCCUGGUGAGAGCUAGCUCUGUGAGUCGCAGUGGCACCUCCACAUGGGCCAGCCCUGCAGCUGAGCCAGCAGCACCAACCCAUCCAAACAGAACGUCCAGCAGUUCAUCAUCCCUCAAUCCCAGCUCUGUCCUGGCCUCCAAUACUUCCGCUCCCUGCAGCUCUACGGCAAACCACAGCCCAUCCCCAGCUCCUAGAGCCACAGGAACAGCGCAAAACCCGGGACAGAACAGGAAUCCCACCGAGAGGCAGUGCUUGGAUCAAGGCCAACUGGACCCAAUUUUGGAGGACCCUCCAGACUCUCCCAAAGCAUUGGUGAUGAUCACCUCACCGCACAAACCAAAAAGAUCUUUCAACCCGAAAAAAACUACCGAGAAUGUGACAGUUCAGUACUCCAAGCCGAGAGCCCCGCCAACUCCCAAGAUCCAGGCCCCUCCACCUCCCACCACAGCCCCAGCAACCGCUGACACUAGGACCCAGCCGACGCCCGCACCCCGGGCUCAGGCGGCCAGCCACAGAAAGCCUACGCAUAAAAAGCCAGGACUCAAGGUGCCAAACUGCCCUCCACCACUUCCUCCACCAUCACAGGCAAAAGAAGUUCCUUCUAUAGCACAGUGAAGAAAAUUACGUGUGUGUCAUGUGAACUUUCUUGUUGUGGUUGGUUAAGAGCAACUGAAACACUUUUGUAUUUUGUAAAAAAAAAACAAAACUAUCCUAUGGUUGAAUAUCGUCACUCUGUGCUGUUCAGUACCUUCCAGAAUUUAUUUUGAGUUGAAGUGUUGCAGCUUAAUUUACUGUUUUGUGGUCUUCCCAUGUUUUUAUAACCAGUAUCAUUUAUUUAAUUGUCAGUUACUGGUGUCCUAUGUUUCCCAAAAUGCAAUGUAAGUCCAGGAAAGCAAAAAAAAAGAAAAAAGCCAAAGCCGUAAAUAAAUCCACAUUGCCAUAAAGUUAAAGUUUGCAAGUUGCUCUUUUUUAAAACAUAUUUUUAGGUGGUUUUGAACUUUUCUACAACCAGCUUUUAGCUCUAGCUAUGAGAAUUUGUGUGGAAUAUCACUUUAAACUGACCUGAAAUGUAAUACAUGGAAAUAGAUAUAUAAAUAAAACGCUAUUACGCCUAUUUAAAAACAUCUUUAUUGUCAAU
Molecule: messenger RNA, 2962 nt
Organism: Xiphias gladius (swordfish)
Lineage: Eukaryota; Metazoa; Chordata; Actinopteri; Istiophoriformes; Xiphiidae
Gene: sh3bp1
Product: SH3-domain binding protein 1
Exons: 18
Coding region: 286-2439 (717 amino acids)
Biological process (GO): regulation of Rac protein signal transduction; signal transduction; regulation of actin cytoskeleton organization
Cellular component (GO): intracellular anatomical structure; cytosol; cytoplasm
Molecular function (GO): GTPase activator activity; protein binding
Source: RefSeq, a predicted model, not a curated record